AUGAUCAUCAGCGCUUCUGAGGAGGAGGAUGAGGAGGAGGAUGCGGAGGGAGAGGAGGAUGAAGAGGAAGCGGAGGAGGAUGACGCGGAUGUUGGGGAGGAUGAAAAAGAUGAGAAUGAUGGCGGGGAGGACGAAGAGGAGGAGGAGGAGGAGGAGGAGGAGGAGGAGGAGGAGGAGGAGGAGGAGGAGGAGGAGGAGGAGGAGGAGGAGGAGGCAGAGGAGGAGGAGGAGGAGGAGGAGGAGGAGGAGGAGGAGGAGGAGGAGGAGGAGGAGGAGGAGGAGGAGGAGGAGGCAGAGGAGGAGGAGGAGGAGGAGGAGGAGGAGGAGGAGGAGGAGGAGGAGGAGGAGGAGGAGGAGGAGGAGGAGGAGGAGGAGGAGCAGGGUGACGACGAGGAGGAGGAUGUGGAUGAGGAGGAGGAGGAGGAGGAGGAGGAGGAGGAGGAGGAGGAGGAGGAGGAGGAGGAGGAGGAGGAGGAGGAGGAUGUGGCGCCAUUGAAGGGACGGGGCGGGCGUGGCAGACGGGUGAGUGGUACAGGGAAGGAGGGGGGGCGGACUUGCCCUUCCGGAAAACGCGGGGCAGUUGACGUUGCGCGCGGCGAAGCAUCGGGCAAACCGAAGGCGCGUAAGGUGAAGGUCGAAAGUGAAGGGGUUGGUAAAAAGCAAGGGAGCCAGGGAGCAAAAGGGGAUGGAGGAGGAAAGGGUGGCCGCGCCAAAGGGGUUCCAGUGGGUACCAGCAAGAAAGAACCUGCCGGUGAAAGUGCGGAGCACGAGCAUUUUGUUACACGGGAGGAGUUCCAGGCGCUGCGGUCUGAGAUGUACGCCAUGUUUGCACAGCUCGGCCUGUGUCGUGGAGUACCUGCCAGCUAUGCCGGCGGGUCGGCAGCCCUGCCUAUGGCUGGUACCCCGCCGCCGAUGAGUGCCGUGGACAAGGCACGAGUGCUAGUGUUGCAAGAGACAAACCCAUUCCCGGUAUGUGGCGAGCCACAUGGGGAGGGUUGGGGUUGA
This is a messenger RNA of Closterium sp. NIES-65, 1005 nucleotides long. The record is from the annotation of a GenBank genome assembly. Lineage: Eukaryota; Viridiplantae; Streptophyta; Zygnematophyceae; Desmidiales; Closteriaceae.